CCUGACUGAGCCGACGACAACGUCAAUAUGGACUCUUAACCGGGCUCCAUUCACGCGUGAAAGGCAUUGUGUUGAAAUCCUACUUCACUCGUGUCAAAUCGUCAUUCACGCCUUCUUCAAAUACCCUUUCUUACAAUUCCCCAUUCCUGUCGCCCUUGGACGCGUAUCUCUCAAGCCCUUGUCUGUGGAACAGAAUCUCACCAGCUGUCUCUAUGUUCUAGAUGACUGGUGCUUCAAGAUUCUCGCAUGCUCGGUUCGAUUCACCCGCUCUGCCUUAUCCGCAUCUCAGAGAGUCAGCUCUGUAUAAACAAUAUGCAGGCUUUCCAAAGCUGAGAAGAUGUCCUACCACAAAGACAUAGGACCCGCCGCACUUUUUGUAUAUAAUCUCUCUCACCACACCAGCAGGCGACCCUAUCUCCGAAGGAAUGUUCGAGAAGUGCUAGGCGCACUAAUUAUGGGAUCAACGAUAUCCUCACUCAAGUCAACCAUUGGAGCCAGGGCUCGGGAGGAAGUCAUGGCUUCAGAUGACGAGGAAGAUGAGCGGCAACGGCCAGCAAAACGGAGGAAGAUUGACCAGUCUGAUGAGAGACGCUCAACAUCUCUCGCCGCUGACGACGAACCCUUCGAAUGUCGUAGGCCAUUUGGUCAGGUGAUGAAUGAGAGCAGAAGAACGUCAGGGCGGGCUUCAGCGAAGCCAGAUAUUAUCAACCCGAUCAACUUCUACGGAGGCCCUCAGUCUGCUGCCCAGAAACUAGCUCAACCUGCAAGACUUGAAAAGAUGAGCAAGAAACGCAUCAGCAGAUGUCUACCCCGGACCACGGUCGAUUUUGCUGAGUCAAUGCGCAUUGACUUACUCCAGAUCAAUGCAGAACAUGACGAAACCGUGCCCGACGAGGCGCAAUGGGGUCAAGUGGCUGACAUCAAAUGCCGGUGUGCUGUGGCCAUAUUCUAUGCAAAAAACGAUGAGAAGCCUGGCGAUGUGAAGCCUUCAGAUUUCCUUGAGAUCUGUCGAAUACCGCAGGCCUGCAAAUAUCGAAUUUCUAUCAGUAAGGACGGCGAGAUAACUCGAGAAAUUCUUGCAGAGCCCUUCAUUUUUACCAAGGACCAUUUCUACGUGCAUCGUCGAACGAGAAAGCCCAAUGGCCAAUGGGACACUCAUUCAGACGGCUUUGGCUUUGCUGACAAAUACAAUAUCAAAGUGUUUCUCGAGUCAAUGGGAUCCAGCGUAACCUGGCCUGCUAUGGAUCUCACAUCGGCAUCAGAUAUCAACCCCAUUGGAGAUCUGAUCGCCGAAGGAUCCAUAGUACACGAAGAUGUCUCCUUAUAUGCCCGCACCAAUCCUUGGUUGUCCGCGGAACGACACAGCAAAACUGACCUGCACGCCGUUCACAAGGGUACAAGUCAGAAAAUCAGCUAUAGUCUGGAAAUGAUGAUAAGAUGGGCACUACCAAAUCAACUAAAUGAGCUUAACAUAGAAAGCACAAAGCAAGUCUCCGCACCGAAACUCCGGUCAGAACCUGCUCCAGAACCUCCAGAAUCUCCUCGGAAAGCCGAAAUCAUUAUGCCACCAGAAAGUCCUGGAGACAGCCGUGCUGCAAGACGUCGUUCCAAUGUACCCACGUACAACCUAAAAGCUCUCAGUAGCAUAGCCCAAGGAAAAUCACCAAGAGCGCCGCGAGCACAGCGACCAAGGUCUGAGCAGCACAUCCCAGAAAAUGGUGAAAUCACCGUUACAUACUGCUUCGGAAAAGCCGAAGCUGCAGAGACUGGCAUCAAGCGAGAAACUACUGUUGUUGGUUUAAAAUGUCCUUUCUGCCUAUCUCGGAAUCGAUCACUCGAUCAGCUGCGGUUGCAUCUCAACACCGACCAUAGUGCUUACAAGUUCCAUCUUCGCCGUCCGAAUCCGCCAAGAGUUACAUUCUUUAUUGAGCUAGCUAGGAGUAGCCGUCCUGGGCUAUUGAAUAUGCCCGAACGGUCGAGAAUUAUCCAGCUGGGUCAGCCUAUGACUUUGUUCGACCUAGAAAAGCAUCUGAAUGGCGACGAGUCUUGGAUAAAGGCCCGCCGUGGACUCUUGCACAAUGGCUGGCCAGAACAUCUUACAGAGAAGCGAAUGGUUGAUUCUUCCCACUCAUCAUCUCCUCGUGGAUCACGCUACAGCUCGCCAAACACGUCAAACGAUACGGAUGACUUCAUGGACGUGGACAAAUAUGAACCGAGGCGGCCAGCUAAGGAGCGAAAAGUUCAUUACGUUCCCAAAAUCAACAGGCCUCUCUUCGAUCCCGUGACCAAACGACAGCUCAAAGCAGGCGAACCUCUCCCAAACAGCGACGAUGAAACCGAUGAGAGUUGGUUGCACCAGCAGCGGAGAGAUGGAAUCAAUGAUUUCACAGACAUUCCGCCCGAAGAGAAAGAAUACAUCAACAAAUUCAAUCCGUACAUCAUCGACGAACAUCUGACAAGCAUGAGGCAUCUCCCUGACGCAAUGGUCCGCUUCGUAGAAGCUAAUAAAUCAUGGAUCGCCGAGAAGGUGUCACGUAGACAGGAGUUUAUGAAGCAGAUGGAGAACUUUCUGUUGAAAGGCUACGUGGAUGAAAAGGGUGUGCUGGACCGCUGCUUCCGGAUCUUGAUUGCUGAGGAGAAAGCCAUGAAGUCGAGAAAGCAGAAUUCGGGUAAUGCUGACGAUGACAAUGAAGAUGUCGAUAUGAACAGGGUGGAAGAAGAGCCAGCCCCACUGAAAAGAGGCCUGCAUACUUGCAAAUGUGGUGAAAUUACAAUGCCUCCAAAUCGGGUGGUGUGUCGCGGACUCACAUGCCCAGCACGCUUCUUCUGCAUCCCAUGCGCGAAAGGUUUCGGUCGACCAAUCGCUGGGGAGUGGAAAUGCGACAUUUGCACUUCUUGAGAGGAAGACAGCGUCGACACCGUGACACCUUACACACAACCUUACGAAUAAACAGACCAAAUCACACAGAACGUUUAAAGAAACACCCACUAGCACGCAUUUAUGCAUAUUUCCAUUUCAUGGACAUUGAGCGGUCUCUUCCUCUCUUGCUAAGCUUGAGUUUCUCGGAAGGUCCAAUUAGGGCAUCAUAGCAAGGAGUUUUGAGGGAUGGGCGGGCUGCGGAGGACGGAUUAGGUCUUGAAGUGGCUGUGCUGAAUUGUCUGAUACUGCGCGGUUGAUGUAUAGCUAAUAUUGUACAAAUUUGGCGGAAUAGCCUGAAUUAUGGUGAGGGCUUUGGCGGGCUGUGAAUGCGAAUUGAACUGAUGGGCAUUAUACCAUGCAUGCUUUUCUUGCUUCGGGUUAGAAAAAUGCACCCUAAUCGAUUUGAAGACGGAAUGAUAAUAUUGCUGCGUGUGUUGUGAAGUUUUUAAUGUUCAUGCGAAUGUUCAUAUCAUCUGUCUAUAGUCUUAUAGAUGAGACAAAUGUAGUGGAAUGUCGUUUGGAUCGGAUACACAUAUGUGGUUCAGAUACCUGAAUUUCAUAUAUCAGGAUAGUAUGUUGUAUCUUAGUAAGAUAGUUUUUCG
This is a messenger RNA of Cadophora gregata, 3522 nucleotides long. RefSeq lists its product as uncharacterized. Gene Ontology annotation, molecular function: chromatin DNA binding. The coding region runs from base 338 to 2899 and encodes 853 amino acids. NCBI's taxonomy places the organism in Eukaryota, Fungi, Ascomycota, Leotiomycetes, Helotiales, Ploettnerulaceae. Gene Ontology annotation, cellular component: nucleus. The transcript has 2 exons. The record is from RefSeq and is a predicted model, not a curated record.